CCUCACUUGACUUGAGUGAAGACUUGUUGUCAAAACUCUGAUUGUCAAUGGCAUCUCCUCCUCCAUCAUCACCACCAGAGAAGCCUCCUCUUCCUCCUAACAUAUUCCUCUCUGAAGAUGAUCUCUUUUCAGAUGAAUGUCGUAAUCCCAAUUACGACACUGGAUUUCGAACUGCUCCUUCUUCUCCACCACACACUAAUCUUCCUACAGAUUCUUUACCACCCCAAAAAGAAAGUACCGUUGAAAUAUCUUCUCCUUCUUCAUCAAAGUUGUUGCAACAGCCAAAUAUAGGCCCUUUUCGGGUUCCACUUCAAGGAAGAGAUGCUGUGCCGAGUCAUCAUUUGCUCAAAUUUGAGAAUUUCUCAUUGCUCUCAAAAGCUUCAAUAGAGAAAUACAGCUCGGAGUUUGAAGCAGGAGGCUACAAAUGGAACUUGUGUAUCUACCCAACUGGGGACAAGAACAAGGAUGGGGAAGGCCAUAUUUCUAUUUACUUGGAAAUGCUGGAUACGAGUUCUCUGCAUGCUGGUUGGGAAGUUAAUGCAAUUUUCAAUUUCUUCGUAUUCGAUCAGCUUCGGGACAAGUACGUUAGUCCUCAAGAUGUGACGGUACGGCGAUUUCACUGUCUGAAGACACAAUGGGGUAUCGUCAAAUUCAUCGAUCUGGAAUCUUUUAACGAUCCUUCGAAUGGUUACCUUGUCAACGACACCUGCAGUUUCGGUGUCGAGGUCUUCGUCGUUAAAACUACAACCAAAGCAGAGAGUCUAUCAAUGAUAAACAAUCCUCUGACUCGCAAGAUUGCUUGGACUUUCCCUAAUGUUUCAAAAACAAAAUGUCAAUGUUAUGAAACCGAACCAUUUGUUGCUGGAGACUACAAAUGGAGGUUUUUGUUAUAUCCAAAUGGAUACCUAGAGGAAGGCAAGAGGAACAACAAUAUUACCUUGGCUGUAAAAUUGGAUUCUUCAACUCUUCCAUUUGGCACUAAAAUAUUUCUGCAUUACACUUUCCUCGUGGUAGACCAAAAGAAAGGCAAUGAUGUUGAACGAAGUGCUCUCACAAGAAGUUUACAAGUUUUGGUCUUUGGGAUUUGUUCUCUCUCUCUCCCUCUCUCAGAUAGCAAACUGAUAUCAUCUGCUGCUCGAGGUUUCCGCGAUUUCAUGUCUCAAGCCAAAUUUAAAGAUUUAGAAAAUGGUUUUCUGGUGGAUGACAAAUGCGAAAUAGAGGUAGAGCUUAAGGUGCUUGGCUUAGUUACACUAGAAUAGUAAAAUACUAGCGUUCUUUAGUUUUCUCUUUUUUUAUUUUCUUAAUGCUUCAGCUUAGGACUUCUAAACAUAUUCUUAAACUGCUUUUUAAGUUGUAAAAUAGCUUAUUAUGAGUGGAUGCUCUGCAUUUUCUCCCUUCUAAAAGGUAAUACUUGGGUAUUCUCUUUGAGUUA
Messenger RNA from Morus notabilis, 1432 nucleotides. RefSeq names its product MATH domain and coiled-coil domain-containing protein At3g58210-like. Lineage: Eukaryota; Viridiplantae; Streptophyta; Magnoliopsida; Rosales; Moraceae. The record is from RefSeq and is a predicted model, not a curated record. Gene Ontology annotation, molecular function: protein binding. The transcript has 6 exons. Bases 48 to 1259 code for a protein of 403 amino acids.